GGCGGCGGGCGUUGCGGGGCGCGCGCGCGGCGGGCGCCGCUGAGCCAUGGUGCUGUCCCGCCGCGUGCAGCCGCAGCAGGCCGAGGCGGCGGCGCGCGGGCCGCGGGGCCUGGCCAUGGAGAUGGAGCGCAUCCGGCAGGCGGCGCGGGACCCCCCGGCCGGGGCCUCGGCCUCGCCGUCGCCGCCGCCGUCGGCGUGCUCGCGCCAGGCGUGGAGCCGCGACAACCCGGGCUUCGAGGCGGAGGAGGAGGACGACGAGGCGGACGAGGAGGUGGAGGGCGAGGACGGCGGCAUGGUGGUGGAGAUGGACGUGGAGUGGCGGCCCGGCGGGCGCAGGGCGAGCGCGGCGGGCGCGCGGGGCCGCGGGCUGGGGGGCUUCCCCGGCGCGGGCGGACGGCGGCGGCGCGACGAGCCGGGCCCCGCGGGGGGCAGCCCCGGCGCCGCCGGGGACCUGCGGCCGCGCCACCGGCCCCGGGACACGCCGCCGGCGCCGCCGGCCUGGCCCGAGAGGCUGCGACGCGGGCUCCGAGGCCUGUGGGGGACCAGCCUGAUGCAGGAGAGCAGCGACCGCGAGCAGUACCUGCAGAGCGUCCUCCGCGAGCUCCUCACCUUCCUGCCCUUCCUCGUCGUCCUGUGCAUCCUGACCUACGGGAUGAUGAGCUCCGGCGGCUACUACUACACCCGCCUGAUGUCGCAGCUCUUCCUGGACACGCCGGUGUCCAGGGCGGACAAAGCCACCUUCAGGACCCUCUCGUCCAUGGAGGACUUCUGGAAGUUCGCAGAGGGCGCGCUGCUGGACGGGCUGUACUGGGAGCCGCAGCCGGGCCCCGGGCCGGACGCCGACAACCACAGCUUCGUCUUCGCCGAGAACCUGCUGCUGGGGCAGCCCCGCCUGCGGCAGCUCCGCGUGCGCAACGGCUCCUGCUCCGUGCCCCAGGACCUGCGCGAGGAGGUCACCGAGUGCUACGACGUCUACUCGCCCGCCAGCGAGGACCGGGCGCCCUUCGGGCCCCGCAACGGCACCGCCUGGACCUACACGAGCGAGAAGGCCCUGAACGGGAGCAGCCACUGGGGCCUGAUGGGCACCUACAGCGGCGCCGGCUACUACCUGGACCUGCCGCGCGGGCGGGCGGAGGCGGCCGCCCAGGUGGCCGCGCUCAGGCGCCUAGGCUGGCUGGACCGGGGCACCAGGGCCGUCUUCGUGGACUUCUCCGUGUACAACGCCAACAUCAACCUGUUCUGCGUGGUCAGGCUGCUGGCCGAGUUCCCGGCCACGGGCGGCGUGGUCCCGUCGUGGCAGUUCCAGCCCGUGAAGCUGCUGCGCUACGCCAGCACCUUCGACUUCUUCCUGGCCGCCUGCGAGCUCGUCUUCUGCCUCUUCGUCCUCUACUACGCGGUGGAGGAGGCCCUGGAGAUCCGCAUCCACCGGCUGCACUACUUCCGGAGCUUCUGGAACUGCCUGGACGUGGUGAUCGUGGCGCUGUCGGUGGUCGCCAUCGGGGUCGGCGUGCACCGGGCGUCGGGCGCGGAGGGGCUGCCGUCGCGGCUGGAGGAGGCGGGCGCGCGGCCCUGCCUGGAGCAGCUGGCCUACUGGCAGGCCCAGCUCAGCAGCCUGGCCGCCGUCAUCGUCUUCUUCGUCUGGAUCAAGCUCUUCAGGUUCAUCAGCUUCAACCGCACCAUGAGCCAGCUGUCCACCACGCUGUCGCGCUGCGCCAGGGAGCUCUGCGGCUUCGCCAUCAUGUUCCUCGUCAUCUUCCUGGCCUACGCCCAGCUGGCCUACCUGGUCUUCGGCACGCAGGUGGGCGACUUCAGCACCUUCCAGGAGUGCAUCUUCACUCAGUUCCGUAUCAUUUUGGGGGAUGUCAACUUCGCAGAGAUCGAGGAGGCUAACCGAGUUUUGGGACCGCUUUAUUUCACCACGUUUGUGUUCUUUAUGUUCUUCAUUCUUUUGAACAUGUUUCUGGCCAUCAUCAACGAUACUUACUCCGAAGUUAAGUCGGAUCUGGCCCAGCAGAAAGCUGAAAUGGAGCUCUCUGAUCUUAUUCGGAAGGGCUGCCACAGGGCCUUGGUCAAGCUGAGGCUGCGGAGGAACCCCGUGGACGACCUCUCCGAGAGCCCACGGCCAGGCGGCGGCAAGCUCAACUUCGACGAGCUGCGGCAGGACCUCAAAGGGAAGGGCCACACGGACGCGGAGAUCGAAGCCAUCUUCACCAAGUACGACCGGGACGGGGACCAGGAGCUGGCGGAGCACCCGCAGAUGAGGGAGGACCUGGAGAAGGAGAGGGAGGACCUGGACCUGGGUCCCGGCUCCCUGCCCCGCGCGCUGAGCAGCCGCAGCUUCCCGCGCAGCCUGGACGACUCGGAGGAGGAGGAGGACGAGGACAGCGGCCACAGCUCCCGGCGCCGGGCCAGCAUCUGCAGCGGCGUCUCCUACGAGGAGUUCCAGGUUCUGGUGCGGCGUGUGGACCGGGUGGAGCACUCCAUAGGGAGCAUCGUGUCCAAGAUCGACGCCGUGAUCGUGAAGCUGGAGAUCAUGGAGCGGACCCGGCUCAAGAGGAGGGAGGUGCUGGGCCGGCUGCUGGACGGCGUGGCCGAGGACGAGCGCCUGGGCCGCGACGGCGAGAUCCCCCGCGAGCAGAUGGAGCGGCUGGUGCGGGAGGAGCUGGGCCGCUGGGACUGCGAGGACGCGCCCGCGCCCCUGGGCCCUGGCCCGGGCGCCCCCGCGGCCCCCGCCGGCCCGCCGCAGCCCGCGGCCUCCCCGGCCGCAGAGGGCGCCGGCGCCGACCCCCACGGCUAGGGCCCCGCGCAGCCCCCACCUUAAUUUAUUCUAGACAGAGAUGCCCGCCCGCACGACGCCUCGCUCCGGGGUGGCUCUUGGGCCGGCAGUGCUCCCGCCCCUCCCGCCGGGCACCCGACAGUGCUCCCGAGCUCCUCCUGCAGUGGGCACCCGGCAGUGCUCCCGAGCUCCUCCUGUAGUAGGCACCGGACAGUGCUCCCGAGCUCCUGCAGUGGGCACUGGACAGUGCUCCCGAGCUCCUCCUGUAGUGGGCACCAGACAGUGCUCCCAAGCUCCUCCUGCAGUGGGCACCCGGCAGUGCUCCUGAGCUCCUCCUGCAGUGGGCACCCGACAGUGCUCCUGAGCUCCUCCUGCAGUGGGCACCUGACAGUGCUCCUGAGCUCCUCCUGCAGUGGGCACUGGACAGUGCUCCCAAGGUCUCCCACUCUGUGCUGGGGGCACCCAGCAGUGCUCCUGAGCUCCUGCUCUGUGCUGGGGCACCCACAGGCCCACAUGGAGAGCCCAGCUAGACCUGCUGGCCCUGCAGUUCACCUUCCCACCGAGCCCACCGUGGGCUUUGUGUCCCCGGCCCCCCCCCCCCCCGUGUGUCCCCACGCGCCCGGCACAGCUGCCGGGCUCCGCCGUCGUCAGAGGCCCACCCGGGAGGACUCGGGAGCCGGGAGCCGGGGCGCAGGGCGGGUGGCUCCUCUCGUCGCCGUGACUGUUGCGCGGUUUUCGCUCUUCUCUACAGUGAGCCCCGUGAAACCCCCGCGACCGGGUCUGGGUCAGUCCCGGUUCUCACCGGAGCACCGGAGCAGGGGGGGCUGCCACCCGGUGGCCUUCCCGCUCGGUGUCGCGUUCACUCGUGGAUUAUCUCCGUAGGCGUCUCCUCGCCGUCACGUGACGGUCGGCUUAGGAAGGCCUUUACUGCGAUGCUUGGAGCGCGCUGAAAGUUUCAACUCAGCAGAUAGGUCCAUCGAGGGGGAAAGAAUUAUGUUAUGGGAGCCUGAAACCCACGGAAGAUCAGCAGGAAGCCAGAGCGUGCGCCUGGAGCAGCAUCACCUCCCGCCAGGUGGCCGCCAAGGCUGGGGGCAGCUGCGGUGUCGUCCCAUGGUUCGACAUUCCAUCAGAAGGGGGCGAGCCCGGCUCCGGGGGCCCACCAGGAGGGGGCCGGGCCGAGCUAAGGGGGUCGACCAAGCUUGGGGGAAGAAGCGGCUGUCAGUUGUGAGAUGCUGUUUCCAAGUGUCCGGAGACUCACGGGGGCUCGGGGCUGCUUCAGGGUCCCAGUGGGAGCCCGAGGUCAGCGCCCAGGGGUGCCCCCACAGCCCUCCCACACCCCUUCUCUGUCCCUUCCUUCCUUCCGAAUACGCUACACAAAGUGCUUUAUUAGCCGGUACCCAAGUUCCGUCUCUGGUGCGGGACUUUCAGCGUAUGUAUUUAUAUGUAUGUGUACGCCACGUCCUCCUACUGAAACAAACUUCGAUUUGAAGUGCAUCGUUAUGUGGAAUCCAUAUAUGCCGACCGUGGACCAUGUGUCAGUUAUGGUCACUACAAAGCCGUUCUAUAAUAUUUACUGUUAGACUGAUUUUUGUGUCAUCUGUAAAAUUAUGCGAAACUAUUUCUUUUUAACCAUGAGUUAUAUUUUUCUUUUUUUUUUUUUCUGUCAGGAAAAUUCCCUCCCUAUCAUCUUACCAUCUACAUUAAGAUGUUACAUAUGCAAAAUGUUUCUUGAUAAUCGAGGAUUUCAUUCAUGUGUAAUAUUGAGCACUUUACUUUUUAAUAAAGACUUGGUAUAAAAGCUGA
Sorex araneus (European shrew) is the source of this 4579-nucleotide messenger RNA. RefSeq names its product polycystin 2, transient receptor potential cation channel (gene PKD2). Gene Ontology annotation, biological process: detection of mechanical stimulus; potassium ion transmembrane transport; release of sequestered calcium ion into cytosol. Gene Ontology annotation, cellular component: membrane. The coding region runs from base 47 to 2797 and encodes 916 amino acids. Gene Ontology annotation, molecular function: signaling receptor binding; muscle alpha-actinin binding; voltage-gated sodium channel activity. The record is from RefSeq and is a predicted model, not a curated record. The transcript has 15 exons. NCBI's taxonomy places the organism in Eukaryota, Metazoa, Chordata, Mammalia, Eulipotyphla, Soricidae.